Molecule: messenger RNA, 3482 nt
Organism: Blastomyces dermatitidis ER-3
Lineage: Eukaryota; Fungi; Ascomycota; Eurotiomycetes; Onygenales; Ajellomycetaceae
Exons: 1
Coding region: 85-2964 (959 amino acids)
Molecular function (GO): RNA binding; protein binding
Source: RefSeq, a predicted model, not a curated record
AUCAGAAAAGCUUUAGUAUGAUAUAGAUAUUUACUCCACACGAAGCCACGAACAACACGCCGGGUGUCACCCCGUUUGAGUCCAAUGCUCCCCGGCGCCCGGCAUGGUUUGAGACGGUUGUCUUUCUCCCAAUCUCCCCUUGACCAUGCUACCCCUUCCCGCAACGAACUUUUCUUACCUUUCCUAUACCCGCGGGAGUCCUUCUCUGUACUGACCCAAGAGAGAUAUGUGCGACGUUCACUGUUCUCUCUGGCGGUGGGCAAUAACCGGUUUAAUGGGUCAUCAUCAUCCAAUUGUUGCAGACACACCAGCCUGAAUCCUCACCGUACUACGAGAAAAUAUACCGCGCCGCCCUCGGCGUCGAAUGUUUCGGAUUCUACACACGCUAGCGAGUUAGGCAAUCAUGAUAAUGGUGGAGAGUCGAAGGAAAUGGAUACUGGCGCAUCCAGCGUCCACGAUACUUGCUCCACGGCUAGCGACGCAUCGUCCGAGUCAAGCUCCGAGCAAUCUAUGGAUGUAUUCAAAGAAGUUGAGGCCAUUGAAUCCAACAGUAGUGGCAUAGUCCGGCAAGUUCGCGCGGAGAAGUGGUGGAGGAAGCAAUUGGAACGAGAACUAGCGGGUAAACCGCCGCUUAGGCAAAACAGGCUCUAUUUGGAAUGGACGGAUAUAAUGAAUGAGAUCAUGGCCCUGAGGCGCGAUACGGCAAACAUACCUGCUCCGUCAUAUGCUAAAACUAUAUACUUGUCCGAACCGGAGGUCGUCGCUCUGGCUGGUGAUGAGAGGGAGAACGUGUGGGAUAUCAGGGUGUUGAGCGGGUGCCGUGUCCACAUACUGCCACGAGAACGCGAAUCUCGGGAUUCCACGCGCAAGGUGGUCCUUACAGGCUCUCCGGAAGCUGUUAGACUAGCCGAGGAGGAGAUUAGAUCGGCCAUCGAAAUGGUCCAUGAAGCUGACGGUAGUGUGCAGCCUGACUCUCUACCUCUCUUUGUGACUGCUCAUGAUUGGAAGCAGGAACAAGGGAUGGAUACUCCAACGAUCCGAUCGGUCUGGACACAUAAUGUGCCAUUGAUAGCGGAAGGGAAAAGAUCAAGAAUCCCCGUCCGAGCAGAUGCUUUCCGAAAGCCCGAGAAGUGGACUAUCAAGAGUUUUGGCGACUAUCUCGAAUCACUUACGAAUCUCGCUUUCUCAACUUCUAUUCAUAACUUGUUGUAUUCGGAUGGACAGCUAAACCGAGAUAUGAUCAUUGAUAUAAUACGGGAGCUUUUCACGAGUCCAGACAUGCAACAGUUUCUGUCCACUAGAGCAGUGAAUUCUGUCAUUUUCUAUUGCUACCGAUACCCCCAAUAUCUACCAGUACUUUUAUCUCUAUUCCCGAAUUUUGAGCACUUGAUGACGACUAGGACUUUUAACGCCUUGCUCACGGGCUGCUCUAAGAGCCAUGACCUAAACAGGUUUCGUUAUCUCAUCUCCCUGAUGAAGCGAUGCGGGGUUAAACCGAAUGGUGUGGAGUGGGUAGCUUUUAUUGACACUAUUCUGUCAACCGGUGUGAGGCAAAAAGUGGUCGCGCGCCUGCGCAAGGAGAGACUUCUGGAUAAUGAGCGUAUCCUUCGUCGUCUCGUAUACCGGAUCAUUCCAGACUCGUUCACUUCACAUUUAGACAGUGGCCAGUCCGUUAAGGACUAUAUUGCAGUGAUGGAUAAAAGAUACGGAAAGAACUGGAUAUGUACCGACUCAAUAACACAUAUGCUCGGCGUAACUGUGCGUUUACACAAUACCGAAGCAGCUCGCGAGAUUAUGCAGUUCUGCAAGCAAUCGCGGCUAAAGCUGGAUGUCCAGGGCAUGAAUUACUGCCUUGCGGUGCAUCUCAAUAAAAAGCAGUACUCAGAAACAAUCGCCGUCUAUUUGGAUCUUAUCAGCAAGUACCGUCGGCUCCGAGCAAAUAACGAAACUAUCCGAAUUCUCUUCAGCGCCGCAUGGCAGGCUAGACACUACAACACCUGCCGUGUCAUUUGGGCCUAUGCCUGUUUCUGGGGCUUCACAACCAGCAGCAUGAAACACAUGGUCCUAUUCUCCCUCCUCCGAAACACAGUACCCACAAUGGGCGACGAAGCGAGGCAAGACUGGCUUAAAAAGGCCGGCAAGGCCAUUGCUGGAAUUAAUCCUAUUAUGUCUGAACUUGAUUCUCGUUUUGACGUCCUUAGAAACGCACCACGUACUCCUGCUCAAGAAAUGCUGGGGAGCGAUAGCGUUAUGUCCUUGUUGACAGAGUAUCAACCCGCCGGUGAACUGCGGAGCCGGCAGCGGAACCUUGCCCUCUGGAUCAUCCACGGGGACUUCCUCGCGGCGUGGCGUUAUAAGCCGCGGGUAAAGUUCGAGGAAAUGAUGUGGGAGGCUAAUAUGCUUGAUAUGGCGUGGUGGGCAGAGGGUCACGCUAGAAAUAUGUCGGUUACGGAAAUUGUUAGAGACGUGAUCAGAAUUCCCGUGGAUGAGAAGAACAGGUGGAAGAAAAGGACGAAGGAAUAUGGUAACGAGCAAUUGGAGGAUGAAAUAAGAGAGGAGCAACAACAACGACAAGAAGAAGACAAAGAAGAAGAAGAAGAAGAAUUGGAUCAGCAACCACAGGAGCCAGAGCAAGGGCCAGAAGGACGUUUAGAAGGCCGGCCAGAAGGACGGCCGGAACAAGUGCUGGAAGGAAUACUAGAACGAGAACUAGAACGGAACCUAGAACAAGAACAACGACGACGACGGCAACAGCAAGAUAUAAAGGGGAAAGAAGAGGAGACGGGAGAGGGUGUUAACAAAGACGCAACCAUUGUUUCUAAUGCAAGAUCUGCUCAGCCUGAGCUACAGUUGGAGCACACGGGACAUAAAGAGGGAUGGAUGGGAGGGUCGGUUUCAAUAGACGAAGUUAAGGAAAUGUUUGAGAGAAAGGGUAUCUCCUGGAAAGGGCCAGGCAGCCCUUGAAUGCUUACGAGUGACCUCGGCCUGUUAUAUUCUGCUUUAUAUGUAUUUAUAUAGAUCCCCAACACCAUCUGUAUAUCGCUUCUUCCACAUCUUCAUGAUUCCCUCCCUCGCCUUUUUCCAUCUAUGUAUUGUAUUUUACCUUAUAUCUGACUUGUUCUCAAGUUUCUUGCAAACUACCCGACCGGACUCUGUUGGGGAACGGUGCACUGUUUUUGCAUUGUCUGAAUUACUAUCUAACAUCGAUAUUUCUCCAAAGAUAUUGCCUUGAUCCUUGAUCAUGUUAAUAGGAUCAUCAAACUGGGGGGUAUCUAACAGUUUAAGUGAAAUUAAACCUUCGCUCUCUAUCUCCUAUUGCCAACUCCUUUAUGCAAAAAGUGCCUUGGAUGCAUCCCUGUGGCUUCUUCGGGUUGAUAAUCACGGCCACGCCCAUUGGUGACUCACGGGGGAUGCUGAGCCUUGUUCUGGAUACUGGGUUUUAAGGGAAGGGAUGGAGAAAUGGUCCUAUCUAUCAUCCCCAU